AGUCGCGGGGUGAAGUUCGCGGGCCGGUAGCGCAAGUCGAAUGCUGCAAGUCUUUUGAAAGCAAACUCAAGCGAUCACCUCCCUCCAUGCCGGAACCCUUGAAAGCUUUUGGACAUCGAUGGGAUUGGUACGUCCGUAACACGACACUGCGUUUUGUAGGAGGUAGAGUAGGGUCGUUGUUUGGUCGACCCGGGAUGUUGGACGUAAACGAAGACUACUGCAGCAGCAGGAUGAUGAUUUAUAGAACGCUACAAAUCUUGGGGGGAUGUGUGUUUGACAAUGUAAUAGAAGUUGAUAGAGAGACCGGCCCCCGGUUGCUGUAGAAAAAGGGUUAGCAGAGGAGCGCGAGGAAACGCGGACGGUUUCAAUUUAAUCUUUCAAUGGGCGAAGUGAGAACACUAAAACCAGCCUACGAAGUAUGUCCCGAUCGAUCCUCGGCGUUUUAUUUGUGUCUGUCCCAUUUCUCAAGACACAUCCCCUUGUCCAUUGUGUGUGCCCUUGUACGGUGAUGCAGCUCCUGCAGAAGAGGUCAACCCUUGGGCCCUCUUGUUUGGAGUUUGAAUUUAGAACGCUAUUGUUACGACGAGGUUUACUUUUCAUUUGGGAUGUUUUGUAGUUCUUGAAGACUUCUUUACAGGACGCUAUGUUUUGUAAAAUGAUGCAUCUUUCUCGUGGUGUAAUAGAAACGAUGACGAGUAUUUGUCGCAUUCUAGGGGUUGAUUGUGAUGAAAUUGAGCAUUUUUGUGAAUAUGUGUUAUGAGCUUCCUUGUACACAGGCCAAAAGGGAUACACAGGCACAAACAAGAAGCUCUCUCCCCCUUCACAAACCCCUUUUUGAGUGACAAAUUGAGGUUUUUGGGAUAACUAGGAGCUCCAAUAUUGCUCGCUCGAGCUCCAAAGGUCACCGCCGAAGUACUUCCAGCAUAAUUAAUACGCCUUUUGAUGACCCGACGCUGGGAAAGAUGCAACAGACAGGACAGGGCGGCACAGCAGGCCGUAAAGCUCCCAGAAACAUCCCAUAAUAUCCCGGUCACCACAUUUUGGAAUGUGAUGAACGCGUUGGCAAAAGGUCAUCGUACGGGCCCGCGCGCUAAUCCUUAUGCACGGUGAAUAAUUUAGAUAGAUUGCCCGGAACGGAUAGUGUGUUGCGGCUGCGGUUUAAAAUAUUACCUUAUUCGUUCCACCCGAAACACACGGGCUGCUGAUGAUGGGAGUAGCAGCAGUAGCAACAGCCACCAGGGCAGGAACGUGACGUACAUCGUUUGUUACAAAUAUGAUGAAGCUUUUCACCUCCCUCGGCCAUCAUCCUGUAAGCUUCACCUCCUUAUGGGACCGCAAAGGGAAUGCACACGGGACGUCAUCACUCAGUGCAACAUGCAUUUGGGGUGGGGUACAUUGGGAAGAACCACAGGAAAUAAGGCAUCGGUUGUGCUCGAGCACGCUGCAGAAAAGUGAUAUUUCCGGCACACGGGGGAGGUUCUAUAUUUCCCCUCCGUCAAUACGCCAUUGCGAUUUCAGGAUGUGUCCGUGUUUUGGGAAGGAUAUGAAACGACGCGAGCGCGGCAGGAUCAGUGUGAAGGGAGUGCGGCUCGUCGAACCAGCGCUUCUGCACGGCGAGGGCGGUGAUGCAGCGGCACCGGAUGGCUAUCCGUUUCAAGUAGGAUACUGCGAAAGUGACGGCAUCUACCCGGGUACGACACUGCCCCAGUACACUCUGUAUCUAGUGGCGGACAGCGAGAAGGAACGUACCGAGUGGAUCUCCUCGAUUCGGAAAGUCUGCGAAGAGUAUAGUCCGAAAUCGUUCAGCUACCAUCUGGGCCUUUGGUUGGGCCGGAAGUGGUCCUGCUGCAGAAGUUUGAAUCGCCGUGCGCUUGGCUGUCAGCUGGCAACGAUAUGGCCCGAGUACAACAAUAAUCCAAGUACUGGAAGCUCUCCUGCCCAAAAUUCUACCCGAAGUACCAGCCCCAACGUACCGAACGGUCACCUGCCGUUGCCCCAGCAGCAAUCGCAGGUCCAUCCCCAGCAGCAGCCACAGCAGCAGCAACUGCAGCACCACUCCGGUACGGUGCCGGUGCUACAGGCGCACCAGCAGCAGCAGCAGCAACCCCAGCCCACGCAGCACCCACCGCAGCAGCAUUCCCAGUCCCAUUCGCCCUCGCUGCAGCAUCCGGCGGCAUCCCAGCAGCAAGUGCACCUUCAGCAGCAACAGGCCGCCCUGCAGGCGGCCCUCCAGCAGCAGCAGCAACCGCCCCUACUGCAGCAGCAAACAUCGCAACAGUCAUCCCAUCAUCUUAAUAGCAGCUCGAGCAGCUUAGGCAACAUUACGCCCACCUUCGUUGCACAGCCACAGUCUCCGACUGUGAAUUCCUUUAAAACGGCGUCCCUCAACGGUGUUGGUUUGCACGUGAACGGAGGAGGGGAUUUAAAUAUGCCCGGUGGUCCAACGGUAACGCCCGGGACACCGAACACAAAGGCAAAGGAUGUAUCACCACGGGUGAAGAUCGUCGUCGCGCUCUACCCCUUCAAGGCAAUCGAAAGUGGUGACCUUUCGCUAGAAAAGAAUGCCGAAUAUGAGGUGAUCGACGAUUCACAGGAGCACUGGUGGAAGGUAAAGGACCAGCAUGGUACGAUCGGCUACAUUCCGAGCAACUACGUCAAGGAGAAGGAGCUGCUGGGACUGCAGAAGUACGACUGGUACGUGGGCGACAUGUCCCGGCAGCGUGCCGAGUCACUCCUCAAGCAAAACGACAAGGAAGGCUGCUUUGUGGUGCGCAAAUCGUCCACCAAGGGUCUCUACACACUAUCGCUACAUACCAAAGUACCACAGUCGCACGUGAAGCACUACCAUAUCAAACAGAAUGCUCGCAGUGAGUUUUACCUGUCCGAGAAGCACUGCUGUGAAACGAUUCCGGAUUUGAUAAACUACCAUCGCCAUAACUCCGGUGGGCUUGCCUGUCGCCUUAAGACGUCGCCGUGCGACCGUCCAGUGCCACCGACGGCCGGUUUAUCUCAUGACAAAUGGGAAAUUCAUCCCUCGGAGCUGAUGAUCCUGGAGGAGCUCGGCUCGGGCCAGUUCGGUGUGGUACGGCGUGCCAAAUGGCGUGGAUCGAUCGACACCGCGGUCAAGAUGAUGAAGGUUGGCACCAUGUCCGAGGAUGAUUUCAUCGAGGAAGCGAAAGUGAUGACUAAACUUCAACAUCCCAAUCUGGUGCAGCUGUACGGUGUCUGCUCGAAGCAUCGCCCCAUCUACAUCAUCACCGAGUACAUGAAGCACGGAUCGUUGUUGAACUACCUGCGAAGGCACGAGCAGUCGCUGAUUGGCAACAUGGGACUUCUCCUGGAUAUGUGCAUACAGGUCUGCAAGGGUAUGUCCUACCUGGAGCGUCACAACUACAUUCAUCGCGAUUUGGCCGCCCGCAACUGUCUGGUCGGUUCGGAAAACACAGUCAAGGUGGCGGACUUCGGUUUGGCACGGUACGUGCUGGACGAUCAGUACACCAGCUCCGGCGGUACCAAGUUCCCCAUCAAAUGGGCCCCACCGGAGGUGCUGAACUACACGCGAUUCUCCUCCAAAAGCGAUGUUUGGGCAUACGGUGUAUUGAUGUGGGAAGUGUUCACGUGUGGCAAGAUGCCGUACGGUCGUCUAAAAAAUACCGAAGUCGUUGAGCGCGUCCAGCGGGGAAUCAUUCUGGAGAAGCCCAAAGCGUGCGCAAAGGAAAUUUAUGAUGUCAUGAAGAAGUGCUGGUCCCACAGUCCCGAGGACCGUCCCGGAUUCCGAAUACUGAAGGAUCAACUGGCUGCCGUCGCCCAAGGACUCACCGAUUAGACGAACUCGGUCGUUCCUGAUUUGAUUGAGUGGCAUUUUACAUUUCUCUCGAUGAUGACGAUGAUGCAUAUUAGUAUAAGGCUAAGUUGAUAAACUCUCGUACACUCGAAACGGUCUGAAUCGAUAGGGUUAGCGGAUGGCAAGUGUAAAUCUCCUCUCAAAAAUCUUCCGACUUUUAUUAUGAAAUAUUUUAUUGUCUUUUCCUUUCCGGUAAGGUAAUUUUUGUGGUAGGUUUUUGUUGUAACAAUCUUCAUGUAGCAAGUUUACAGUUGCCACAUUGAAGCGAACCAUUCUGCAGAGGAAUGUGGAGGAAUUGAAACACACGAUCAGAGAUAGAAGAAGAAAAAAAAACACACAGAAGACAGAGUGCCAGAUUUAUAUGUUCUAGUAUACGUUUGGGUUCCGUUUUGUACGGGUGACGACGGUAUCGGGUGUGACGGCAAGCGAAACGUUGAUUCGGGAAGCUUGCAACCAUUGAACGGACUGAGUGAAGCAAAGAGCUUGCCGCUUGAUUGAGGGAGGAUGCGAUCGAAGGCGAUAGCAAAGUAACAAUAAACCGCGUGUGCGAAUAUUUGCUUCCUGUGCAGCAGUAGCAGCGCCGUCAUACAUUACUAUCAUUGUAUCGUAAAGUCUAUGGUAAAUACUACUAUCGAUAACACAAUUUAACAACAGCAAACUGCAGAAACCCAUGGUACGACGGAACAGAGUGCAUUUUCGGAAUAUCGCUAGUGAUAAAAGGUGAUGCGAAGUGAGCACGGUUUAAAUCACGUGCUGCGAUCAUUCCAAAUACCCCCUCCUCAAAACCGUUGUGGUAUUAGAUUAUGCAGGCAUACUAAUAAACAUACACACAGACGAUAUACACAAAUCUAUCGUAACAUACCAGUUCUCUUAUAGCUAAACAAAAGCAUGGAAAUCUUACGAACGAAUAAAUUCAAAACGUACGGCACUCUACUCCCUCUGCAGAUGGAUGUGAGCGGCCGUACAAUCUAAGUUAGAUUAUUGUACUAACGACAAGGCAGCGUCGUCACAAAUGCUGCUGCAAUGGGAACAUCUGGUAGAGAAAGUAUUUAAGUGAUAUUUAAGAUUAUAUUGACACGCACGUUCCCUGUUAAAGACCGGUUGCGCGUUUUGCUUUUCUCGUUCUCAAUACCAUCUCAACCCUUGCGUGAGCGCGCUUUACGUUGGGAAGGAUUGGACGGGAUCGGUCCCAUCCUUCCCUUGCUUUAUUGUACAUAGUUUCUUAUUUUUCGAAUAAUGCAACUCCAAUCGAGUGGGAUCCGUUUCUCGUCCUCAGACUUAGUUAAUGCAGACGGUUUUUUUUUGUUUGUUCGGAACGCAGUGACCGCACUCUGUGCGUGUCUCAACCGAACCGUUGUAGUGAAUUGUACUCUUCCUGAGUCGGAUCAGUCGAGACGAUAGGGGAAAAAACUGUGUGGCAGGUUUGCAAACAUUUGGCGCCACGAAACAGGAUGGCACGUAGUACUACCAUAGAUAGCAUUAUGUUUUAUUAUUUAACCGUAACCGAUCGUAUUAGAAGCGAACGCUGUGCUUCACAACAGUUUGCCUGAAUAACGAAUGAUACGAAUUACCGAUGAAACUCAACUAGUAGCGAUGGGUGGGUGGAUGGACGAUCUUACUGCGUAGCUGGCAGAUAUAGUGGCAAGCUCAGCUUCUACUGAUACUAUUACUAUGAACUACUACAACUACUAUUACCUUUACUACCUAAGCAAAGGCGUUAAUAUCUCAAAUCAAACGAACGUGCGCGAGGAACGACAGCAAAUGCCAUUGGUUUUGUGUUUUUUAUUUUAUUUUCCAACAAAUUAAGAAUGCAACUCAAGUCAAAUGUCCCCGAUGUCGACCACGACCGCGCGCAGUAGUGUGGGGGAAGGAUACAUCUGCAGCGGUCAAACAAGGAAUCUGCUAAGGAAUCGUAUGCUGCAAACGAUCCAUCUAAUGGUAUAUAUACACACACAAAUACACACACAUAUAUAUCUUACGUCCGCUGAUGUGGUUGUUUAAUGGAUUUGAAAUCAAAAUGCAAAUCGUACAAGAUUUAACCAGAUUCACCCGGUUGGAAUAGUGUGAGACCGAGUGAGCAUUAUCGAUGCGCAAUGAAAAUGCAAAACAAACCCAAUAAUGGAGCGUGCAAGCGCGGUUUGGUGAAUAAAGUAGUAAUAACUACAGUUAGCAUAGAUAUCAAAAUAUGUCCGAGCAUACGUGUCGAAAACACACAAGAAUACAAUAACAGCAAGAAAAACACAUUUCCGUGAAAUCAGCUAAUCAGCUAAUUAGUCGUUAAAUCGUUUUCUUUUGAGGUUAGUGUACCGGAACAAAGCUCGUGCAGGUAGGCAGAAACGGUCAAACAUAACAUAUGCAGUGGAUUAAGUAUAUCAACAAAACAAGCAAACAAGCAAACAAACAAACAAACAAAACGCUAAUCUAAUUAUUCGAGUGAUUAAAAAUGAACCCAAGAAAUGGGAGGCGCGCGCAUAAGAACGUUCACAACAAUAACAUGACUGAUCGCCUGGUUUGUCGUUCGGUGUAUUGUGACGGUUAAUUUCUGGCACAAAACAGUGCAACACAGUGCCAGACACAUUUGGCGCAUUUCCAUUUGCUAAAAAAAAUGCGAAAGCAUUAAAACGGAAGUAAGCGAACGAUACAGGCAAUAUGGCCGAAUACCGAUGGAAAUCUUAUUGGAUAGAUGUCGAUCCAUUUUUUUUACACUACAAAUAAACAAAACAGCAAAAUGUCUUGUAUGAAAUGAA
Anopheles merus is the source of this 6591-nucleotide messenger RNA. RefSeq names its product tyrosine-protein kinase Btk29A (gene Btk29A). The record is from RefSeq and is a predicted model, not a curated record. Gene Ontology annotation, biological process: peptidyl-tyrosine autophosphorylation; intracellular signal transduction. Lineage: Eukaryota; Metazoa; Arthropoda; Insecta; Diptera; Culicidae. The transcript has 14 exons. Bases 1274 to 3826 code for a protein of 850 amino acids. Gene Ontology annotation, molecular function: ATP binding; non-membrane spanning protein tyrosine kinase activity; protein binding.